This is a messenger RNA of Parathielavia appendiculata, 2358 nucleotides long. Its product is annotated as glycoside hydrolase family 32 protein. The record is from RefSeq and is a predicted model, not a curated record. NCBI's taxonomy places the organism in Eukaryota, Fungi, Ascomycota, Sordariomycetes, Sordariales, Chaetomiaceae. The transcript has a single exon. Gene Ontology annotation, biological process: carbohydrate metabolic process. Bases 197 to 2245 code for a protein of 682 amino acids. Gene Ontology annotation, molecular function: hydrolase activity, hydrolyzing O-glycosyl compounds.
GGAAGCGAGAUUGCUUCCUAGAGCGAAGUACACUGAGCGCCUCCGCGGGGAACGCGAAUCGCUCUCCAUGGGGAAGCACAAAAUGGGCUCAUUUCCCCUCCACAACCAGCCCAAUGAGGUUGAUCUACAGCCGAGUUUAUGACGACAGUACCUUAACCAGCACGCACCCUCGUCUCUUCCGAAGAACGCAAUUAGCAUGGUGCCACACCGACUCCUCAAGCUUGCCCUAGCCUUGUCGGCAGCCUCCAAGGCGUUUGGCGGGCCGCUUCCAAAACAAGGCGACCUGGAAGACCACAGAGGCGACCAAGCCUACGAGCCUCGCAAUGCUAACUUCGAGACUGGUAAUCUUGAGGGCUGGCAAGUCGUCCAAGGAGAUGCCUUUGGGAACCGCUCCGUUACCGACUCGACAUCGUACUGGGGCGGGCCUUUCCACCAAGACCAGAAGUACUUCAUCUGGGGCAUCACUCAGGCCGGCGAAUCGGCUGUCGGCGAGCUCAAGUCCAGCUCCUUUCGGGCGAGCUCUGUCCUGAGCUUCCUCGUUGGCGGCGGCUAUGAUCCGGACAACCUCUACGUCGGUCUCGUCAGGGACAGGGACAACCAAUUGCUCCUGAAGCAGACGGGGACCAACGACGAGGCCCUGAUCCGCAUCACCUGGGACACCAGCAAAUGGGCUGGCCAGAUGGUCCACAUCGUGGUCCAUGACAGCAGCACAAGUGAAUCCUGGGGUCAUAUCAACUUCGACGACCUCCGCGUCGGGCGCCGUGCCCUCGGCAACGGAGAUGGCCUGACCUUCCAAGUUAUCGGUCAAGCCAACCAACCGCCUUUUCGCAACUCACGCGCAUGUUCGCUGUACGCCGCGGACCCGCUGCGCCCGCAGUAUCACUACACGCCUUACCAAGGAUGGAUCAACGAUCCGGCCGGCCUUUCCCAGUGGAGAGGACGCCACCAUCUCUUCAGCCAGUUUCACCCCGACUCCCCCAUGUGGGGCCCAAUGUACUGGUCCCAUGUUGUGAGCACGGAUGCGGUCCAUUGGCGUGAGCUUCCUGUCGCCCUCUCUCCGGCGAAGACAAGCAUUCCCGGCGACGAGUCAGGCCGGUUCACCGGCAGCGCCAUGGUCCACGGCGGAGAGCUUCAUCUCGUCUUUACAGACUACGUUGAUACGAGGGCCCAUCCCGGCGCAGUCCAGGAAAGCGUCGCCGUUGCCAGCAGCAAAAGCGGCGACAAGUUCAAGCUGUCUCCAAGCAAUCCCGCGAUUCCCGGCCCGCCAGCGGGAGCCCCUGUCUUCUUCCGUGACCCCAAGGUGUUUCACGACCCGACAGACAACUCGUGGAAGAUGGUUCUUGGUGCGACCAACGGUGCCUCGGGACAGGUCCAGCUGUAUCGUGGCUCCGACCCGUUUUCUUGGUCCCACAUUGGCGUCAUGUAUACUGGGGACGGGAGCACUGGGGCGGUCUGGGAAUGCCCCAACUUCUUCCCCGUCGGCGACAAGUGGGUCCUCUUUUAUGGUGGGAACGGGUUGGGGCUGUACGAGACGGGCACAUACAACGGCUCGGUGUUCACGAGCGAGAAGCGCGGACUCGUCAACGCCGGCCCGGCAAGCUACGCCAUGCAGUGGUACAAGGACGAGUCCGGACGCAACCUCGCCAUCGACUGGAUGGGCAACUGGCCGACCUCCAAGUGGCCAACCCGUGCCAACGGCUGGGCCGGACAGCAUUCCGUUACCCGGGAGCUUUUCCUCAGGGAGGACGGAGGCCUGGGCAGCCGGCCCAUUGCGGAGCUCGACAGUCUGGCGAGCGGCCCCACGACGAAGCUGGGCCCUCUUCAAGUCGGCGAACAAGCCCGCAGCAUUGCCAGCACGAACACUGCAAGGGUGAAGCUCUCCGUCGACCUCGGCGCCACGAGCGCCUCUUCCUUCACGCUGGCCCUGUUCCAGUCCAAGGCGGAGUCCACCCUCCUCACCUACGAGAUCGAAAGCCGAAAACUUACCUUGGACACCUCCAAUGCUGGCUACGGCCAAGCGGGGCAAUGGGACGCGGUCCUUGCCGAGCCUAAAGACAACAAGCUGACGCUGGAUAUUUUCCUCGACCGUGGAAUCCUGGAGGUCUUUGUUGGAGAUGGCACUGUCAUGUCAGCAACGGUCUGGCCUCGAUACAGAGAAUCGACAGGCAUCAGCGUGAUUGGGAACAAGGGAACUUUGGCCUUUGGGGCCAUCUCGGUCACGCCUCUGAGUUCGAGCUGGUGCUAGAUAGGUACCUUUAGUACGGUAGUUGGAAAGGUCGACAAGAUGCGGUUUGCCGCUAGCGUGGACUCCCACUCAGCCCAGUCACUCGACAGGCUUUCCCGUGGCACAUCCUGGGC